This is a messenger RNA of Dromiciops gliroides (monito del monte), 1755 nucleotides long. It is a transcript of the gene PRTFDC1, whose product is annotated as phosphoribosyl transferase domain containing 1. The transcript has 9 exons. Lineage: Eukaryota; Metazoa; Chordata; Mammalia; Microbiotheria; Microbiotheriidae. Gene Ontology annotation, molecular function: hypoxanthine phosphoribosyltransferase activity. Bases 51 to 728 code for a protein of 225 amino acids. The record is from RefSeq and is a predicted model, not a curated record. Gene Ontology annotation, biological process: purine ribonucleoside salvage.
GCUCCCGGCUCCCUUUCUUUCCUUCCUUCCUGCUUUCCUCCGGGAGAAACAUGGCUGGGAAGAGAGAGGAGGCGCGAGACAACAGGCGUGGGGUCGUGAUUUCUGAUGAUUGGCCAGGAUAUCGCUUGGAUUUAUUCACAUACCCAAAGCACUAUUCUGGAGAUCUGGACCAUGUGCUUAUACCUCAUGGUGUCAUUGUGGACAGGACUGAGAAGCUGGCAAAGGAUAUCAUGAAUGACAUUGGAUACUGUGACAUUGUGGUUCUCUGUGUGCUUAAAGGGGGCUACAAGUUCUGCUCUGACCUUGUAGAGAAUUUAAAGAACAUCAGUCGAAAUUCAGAUACGUUUGUCUCCAUGAAGGUUGACUUCAUCAGACUAAAGAGUUACCAGAAUGACCAAAGUGUGGGUGAUAUGCAGAUAAUCGGAGGGUGUGACCUCUCUAAACUAGCUGGCAAGAAUGUACUCAUUGUGGAGGAUGUUGUUGGAACUGGGAGGACCAUGAAAGCUCUACUUAGCAAAAUAGAAAAAUACAAGCCCAACAUGAUUAAGGUGACAAGUUUGUUGGUGAAGAGAACAUCCAGAAGUGAUAACUUUCAACCUGACUAUACUGGAUUUGAGAUUCCAGAUUUAUUUGUGGUGGGCUAUGCCUUAGACUACAAUGAAUACUUCAGAGAUCUCAAUCAUAUAUGUGUGAUCAGUGAACAAGGCAAAGUGAAAUAUCGAGUCUAAAGAAGUACGUUCUCAUCACCUGAACAUUUGUGAAUUUCCUCAACUCCCCAAUUGUCCUAUGCCUUUGACUACAUUCAAGAAGCCAGUGUGUGUGUGUGUGUGUGUGUGUGUGUGUGUGUGUGUGUGUGCAUGUGUGAAAGUCAGCUCUGCAGACAUUUUCAUGUAUUAGGAUAUUAAAAAGUUGUUUUAUCUGAAAGCAUUCUUUUCAGGGAUCACAACACAUCAAGUAGCACAUCUUCAUCAUGAAAUACACAGCAUGCCUUUUGCUUGGUUUGUUCCAAAUCAAACACUCCACCUGGUGACUCAGGACUUCUGUCUGCCUUCAUUCUCCCCUGCUACACCUUUUUUGGCCUGGAUAGUGCUUUCGACUCAUUGCUUUUCCCUGAAAUGCACCCCCCCCCAACUUUCUAGUUGCUCAAUUUAUUUUAUUUUAUUUUUUUGCUUAACAGUUUUCUAGCUUUUUUUUUUCUUCUGGUCUCAAAUUGAGAUGAAUCAUUUUCCUUGAGAUUUGAGCCCACACAACUGGGAUGCACACAGGAAGGGGAGGUGGGGGGGGUGGGGAGGAAGGCAGUUUAAUAUAUAUUUAUGUGUUUGCACAUUUCUGACAGGCCAUUAUCAUCUGCUUUGUCAAAACCUUUCAGGACCUCAGGGUACGCUGAAUCUUAAUGACACUAUGAAAUGAGCCUUUACGUGGCAUUCUCAAUUUGAACUUCUAGUACGUGACAGUGGUAUGUUGAGUAUGCACAGACGUGCUCAACUGUGUUUAAUACACUGAAUUUUAAUUAGAAAAAAGCACAGUGACAGUGAGGCUUUCAUUUCUAAGCUGUAUUCCUUGAUUUGAGUGGUGCAUGAGCAAAUAACCGGACAGCUCCGGACAGUAGAGAGGACAGCUCCAUUCACAUGUAUAUUUCCACGCUUGGAGCUAAUCAAGUAGAAGUCUGUGCUUAUGUUGAAAUUAUUCCAGUGCUAGUUUCAAUUUUCCUCUCUUUUAUGUCCAAGGGUGAGCUUCCCCAGCCCCUCCCCUCUU